This is a messenger RNA of Carya illinoinensis, 1818 nucleotides long. RefSeq names its product probable N-acetyl-gamma-glutamyl-phosphate reductase, chloroplastic. Lineage: Eukaryota; Viridiplantae; Streptophyta; Magnoliopsida; Fagales; Juglandaceae. Gene Ontology annotation, molecular function: protein dimerization activity; NAD binding; N-acetyl-gamma-glutamyl-phosphate reductase (NADP+) activity. The transcript has 15 exons. The coding region runs from base 299 to 1480 and encodes 393 amino acids. The record is from RefSeq and is a predicted model, not a curated record. Gene Ontology annotation, biological process: L-arginine biosynthetic process.
CACAAACAUCUCCGACUCCCUUUCCAGACUCCACUCUCUCUUUUCGUUCCAUUCUCUCGAAGUGUUACCCUCUCCUUCCCCGUUUCCCCUCCCUCUAAAUCGAGACGAUUGUGCCUUCUUGAUAGGGUGAGUCCUCCAACUCACUUUCAUGGUUUCACCUGCUCGUUGAUCCAUUUCCUACUUCCAGAUUCUCUUGGGCUUUCGCUAGUCCAAAAGCACAUUUUAUUCCGUCUCCCAAAACAAACGCUAUUCUGCAAAUUGAUUUUUGCAUCAAGUUCUUAAGCACCCCAUAAAGGAAAUGUGGACCGCAAAAUUCAGUUCGAUUUCUGUUGGCACUGGAUGCUUUGGGAAGGACGAAGCAAUUGUUACAAAGGUUAAUAAGCGAAAGGAAGGGAAGAUAUUUGUCAAAUGUGCUGUUAAUACCAAAACCCAGAAACCAGACAAGGCAGUUCGGAUUGGUGUUCUUGGAGCUAGUGGUUACACUGGUUCUGAGAUUGUUCGGUUGCUUGCAAACCAUCCACACUUUGGCAUUAGUCUGAUGACUGCUGAUAGAAAGGCUGGUCAAUCGAUUGGAUCAGUGUUCCCUCAUCUGGUGUCACAAGAUUUGCCGGAUAUGGUUGCCGUCAAGGAUGCUGACUUUUCUGAUGUUGAUGCUGUGUUUUGUUGUUUGCCGCAUGGGACCACUCAGGAAAUCAUCAAAGGCCUUCCUAAGGGUUUGAAGAUUGUUGAUCUUUCUGCAGACUUCCGGCUGCAAGAUAUAUCUGAAUAUGAAGAAUGGUACGGUCAGGCACACAGAGCACCAGAUUUGCAGAAAGAAGCUGUAUAUGGUUUGACAGAGAUUUUGAGAGAGGAAAUUAAAAGUGCACGUCUAGUUGCUAAUCCUGGUUGUUAUCCAACAUCCAUUCAGCUUCCUCUUGUUCCAUUGAUAAAGGCUAACCUCAUUCAAUACAGAAAUAUUAUUAUCGACUCAAAAUCUGGUGUGACUGGAGCAGGGCGUGGUGCUAAGGAGGCAAACUUGUACACUGAAAUUUCAGAAGGCAUUUAUUCUUAUGGGAUGACCAGGCAUCGCCAUGUUCCAGAAAUUGAACAGGGACUCUCCGAUGCUGCGCAUUCAAAAAUAACAAUCAGUUUCACUCCACACCUAAUGCCAAUGAACCGCGGAAUGCAAUCAACUAUAUAUGUGGAAAUGGCUGCUGGUGUAACAAUUGAGGAUUUAUACCAACAAUUGAAGAUAUCUUAUCAGGAUGAAGAAUUUGUUAUUUUGUUGGAGAAAGGAGUUGUCCCUCACACUCAUCAUGUUCGAGGGUCCAAUUAUAAUUUAAUAAAUGUCUUUCCUGAUCGAAUACCAGGAAGGGCAAUAAUUACUUCAGUUAUUGAUAAUCUUGUAAAGGGAGCAUCAGGUCAAGCUUUACAGAAUCUCAACAUCAUGUUGGGAUAUGCAGAAAAUACCGGGCUUCUUUACCAGCCCCUGUUUCCUUGAGAACUCGUUAUUUCCAUAUUCAGAAAGAGUCCGAGCAUGAAAUUCUGUUGUGGAGCAUCUCUCGGCAGUUCCUCGCGGUUUCAAGGAGUUUUGUACUGCAUAUCGGAAUAAUGAUGAAAGAUCAAAGACUAUCGUUAUCCUACAUUAGAAAUAAUGUGUUUUUAUUCGAUGGCAUAACAAUAUUUCAUUUUCUGGGAUUAGAGCACUCCUUUGAACGUAGGAUGCCCCGAUUUAAUGCACGGUAGCUUUUAGAAUAAUCACAGUUCCGCUGUCUGCAACGCGUUUCUACUUGAGGGUGAACAUACCCUAAUGAAUGCAUGAGCGUGCAUGAUCAGCCA